This is a messenger RNA of Arabidopsis thaliana (thale cress), 1489 nucleotides long. Its product is annotated as RNase H family protein. Gene Ontology annotation, molecular function: endonuclease activity; catalytic activity; nucleic acid binding. The record is from RefSeq and is marked reviewed. Bases 303 to 1271 code for a protein of 322 amino acids. Lineage: Eukaryota; Viridiplantae; Streptophyta; Magnoliopsida; Brassicales; Brassicaceae. The transcript has 8 exons.
CGGAAACACCGCUCAAACAGAAGCCUCCGGCGAGCUUCUCCCUCCUAAACAAAAAAAACUCUCUCUGGUAUGCUGUCUCUUCUUCUCUUUCGAUUGUUCCACUUGGUAAUCUUAUUAGUGGUCUUGUGCCAAAGUGUGAUUUGAAUAGAGCCAUUUUAACGAACUCUUGAACUUGUAAUUAUUAUCAGCUUUAGUGUUUGUUCCUCAAUGGCAAUAUGUAAAUCCUAUAGUUGUUCUUGCCUCUCUCUGUAGUUAUCUAAAGUUGUGUCCUUUUUCUUCCAUAAAUCUCAGUGCUACCUAUAAUGAACCGCUUCUCUCGUGCUCGUUCAUACAUUUCCUUGGUGCUGUUUAGGAAGUCCAGCUAUGUCACUUCCCACAUUCCAUGGAAUCAGUGCUUCUAUACAUCUUUAAAAUCUAGUUUAAAGCCUGCAAGUGUGAGUGUAUCUAGUGUUCAUUGCUAUUCCUCAAGAUCAAAGACUGCUAAAUCAAAGAUGUCAAAAAGCUCUGUUUCUGUUUCGGAUUCGGAUAAAGAGAAAGACGCCUUUUUUGUUGUUCGAAAGGGUGACAUUGUUGGAAUUUAUAAGGAUUUGAUCGAUUGUCAAGCUCAAGUUGGAUCUUCGGUUUAUGAUCCUCCAGUUAGCGUUUAUAAGGGAUACUCGUUGCUCAAAGACACCGAGGAGUGUCUUUCUACUGUUGGUUUGAAGAAACCACUCUAUGUUUUUAGAGCUUUAGACUUAAAAGAAGAUAUGUUUGGAGCUCUUACACCUUGUCUCUUCCAGGAUCAACUUCCUUCAGCUUCCAUGUCAGUUGAAAAGCUUGCUGAGCUAGAGCCAUCUGCUGAUACCUCAUAUGAAACUUGCAUUAUUGAGUUUGACGGUGCAUCAAAAGGAAAUCCCGGUCUCUCUGGCGCUGCAGCUGUACUGAAAACUGAGGACGGAAGCUUGAUUUUUAAAAUGCGUCAAGGUUUAGGAAUUGCCACAAAUAAUGCAGCUGAAUAUCAUGGAUUAAUCCUAGGAUUGAAGCAUGCUAUCGAGAAAGGUUACACGAAAAUUAAAGUGAAAACUGACUCCAAGCUAGUUUGUAUGCAGAUGAAAGGUCAAUGGAAGGUAAACCACGAGGUACUCUCGAAGCUCCACAAGGAAGCAAAACAACUUAGCGACAAAUGUCUCUCUUUUGAGAUCAGUCAUGUACUUAGGAGUUUAAACUCUGAUGCGGAUGAACAGGCAAACAUGGCUGCUCGUCUUUCUGAAGGAGAAGUUGAAGUGGCUUAAAGGAUAUUAUCGGUGAACUAGAUUUGGUCUUUUUUGUUGUUGUCCAGGCUACAUCCAAAUCUGAAUAGCUUUAUCUAACAGUGUGAGUGGUGUCUCUAAAGAGAACAACCACUAUGUAAAUAUGACUCUUGGUGGUUUUUCUGUUGUAAUAGUUGCUUACACCUAUGUAGAAAUGGAAUGGUCCCAACUUUUUUCUUUAUAAAGGAUUUAAGACGAAA